UCUGCUGCAGGACGAACAAACCGAUGGAGACGUGGAUCACAUUUGCACGCUACCUCGCCUCUCGGUUCUACAAAAACGUCCCCGAGGAAGGUUACGGCACCUACCUGAACUCGUACGGCUUCGGAGAAUUCACGCAGGCCACGGCUACAUGGCUUCAGACAACUCAACUGGAGCAUCUUCUGCGGAGCCCGUUCAUCGGUCUCAGCCUGGACGAGAGCACGGAUAGGUGCCGGGGGAAGCACAUGAUCGUGUUCGCGACCUUCCUUCGUGAGCGUCGGGUGGUCACGGAGUACCUGGCUCUUCUCACUGUCGACAAGGCGGACGCUGCCUCCCUUCUGGCGUUGCUGCUCUCCCACCUCCAGGCUAUCGGAGUGGAUCUUCAUCGGAUCUCUGGCAUCAGCACUGACGGGGCAGCAGCGAUGAUGGGCGCGAAGUCUGGACUUGUUACUCGUCUCCGACUGCGCAUUCCUCACCUCGUCUCCUGCCACUGCAUAGCGCAUCGUAAGGCUCUGGCCGCCAAGACCGCGGCCGAUGAGCUCCCCGCCUUCAUGAUGAUCGACAAUGUCAUCCGAGAGCUCGCUGAGUUCCUCGGACGCUCGGGGCCGUGGCAUCAACGCUUUCUCGAGCUGCAUGAUGUCUUCCUCUCGACGGCGCUUGAGCUGCAGGGUAUUCACCACGUUAGGUGGCUUUCCCGCGGGGAUGCCAUCCAACGGUUGGUGAAGGUUUUGCCGGCAAUCAUCGUCAUGCUGUCUGAGUUCCCAAACGAUAGGCUGUAUACCAUUGUUACCAGCUAUCGUUUCUGGUUUCUCUUGAUGUUUCUGGCGGAUGUGCUUGAGCAGAUGAACACGCUCAACAAGAUCUUCCAGGCUCGUCAGCUGGACAUCUCCACCGUCCACUCGUCCAUCGCUCGCGUGAAGUCCCUGCUCCUAAGCCGCUACGUCAACUGCGGCGACGACUUCAACGGGGCGCCGAAAGACCGGCUCACGGAGUUCCUUACCCUUCACGGCCCUUCCGGUUCGCGGCGCGUCACCGUUGAGGGCGUUUACUCGGACGGUCGCCCGCGGCGCUUCAGCUUCAUCCUGCACAUGAAGGACAUCGGCUAUCCGGGCGAGGGAAAGCACGAUGACUGCGUCACGCUGUGCAUGGCAAUGGCGGAGGGCAUGGCCAACAAUUUGGAGGAGCGGCUGGGUGACUUGAAGCAGUUGAGUGGCGUCAUGCUGUUUUGUGCCGACCAGUGGCCGUUGCUAUGGGCACGUGCGGCCAGGAUCAAGCAGUGCAUUGAGUGGUUCCAUUCCCUUGUACUUCUGUACCACGCGGAGGGAGCUGAAGAGGUCUUACCAGGCAUUGACACGCAAGCAGCCGUGAAGGAGAUUCCCCACUUCACCCCCGUCAUUGCAGCGCUGCCGCAGGGCGAGAAGGGAUUCUUCACAGGAUUGUCGACCAUCCUGAAGACACCGGACUGGGAGCAUAGCUAUGUCAGAAACCCAGUCACUAACCACUGGGUUAAAAGGGCUUGUUGAAUAGCGGGUAAAUGCGCCCAUAGCCCCCCAGGCUCUGCACCUGUGGCCCUUCCCCGAGGAUCUCAAGGGUAACCCCAGCGGGUCACUCAACACCCCCCCCCCCCGCUGGGAUAGGUGGAAGACAGAAGCGCCUCUGCAGCGCUGGCACUGGGAGUUGAACCCAAUACCUUUGGCUCUAAUGUACCAUGUCAGAAACCCAGUUACUAACCACUGGGUUAAAAGGGCUUGUUGAAUAGCGGGUAAGUGCGCCCAUAGCCCCCCAGGCUCUGCACCUGUGGCCCUUCCCCGAGGAUCUCAAGGGUAACCCCAGCGGGUCACUCAACAAGCUACCCCAACCUUGUAAAGCUGUGGUGUGCAACGGCGGUUCUUCCUUUGAGUACAGUGGAGUGCGAGCGCGGGUUCUCCCGCCAGAAUGUCAUAAAAAGCUGGCUGCGUGGCACCUUGAAGGACUCUCGCCUAGGAGAUUUAAUGUGCAUGACUUUGUUAGAUUACGAGCCGAACUGGGACGCCGUGAUAGAGAUCUGGAGAUCUUACAAGAAGAGAAAGCCCUAUAGCUGCGCCCCACAGAGCAGGGCUCAGAAGAGCUGCAAGGGAAAGGAACUAGCUGAAGACGUGCUUGGAGAAAACCAUGAUAGUAGAGCUGAGGAGGAUGAGGAGGAGGAUGCUUAAGUAGAUAUAUAUUUUAUGCUUGUUUCAAUAAAUUGCUAGUGUUCAU
Molecule: messenger RNA, 2235 nt
Organism: Closterium sp. NIES-67
Lineage: Eukaryota; Viridiplantae; Streptophyta; Zygnematophyceae; Desmidiales; Closteriaceae
Source: the annotation of a GenBank genome assembly